AUCAAAUGAUUUCAAAUAAUAUCUGUUAAUCUAUAUUCUGAUUAGCCAAUAAUUUAUACAAUAGUAGUAGUAUUAAGGCUCACUCGAAUCAGUAUCUUGGCGGAAACGGUUGAAGGAAGUUCAAUAUAUAUAUAUUUUUUUAUUUAAAUUAUUAAUAAUCAAUUUGAAAAUAUAUCUAGAGAAAACUUUGUCAAAAUGUCUGAUACAACAAAAGACCAUAUACCUGAACCUGGUCAGAAUGGCUAUAAUGAAAAAGCUCGUAGUAAGCACAUAGACCUGGACUAUGUGCUGGUGAACGAGCUGGGUCAGUUAGGUCGGUUCCAGCUGAUCAAUAUUCUGUUGGUAGGAAUACCACUCCUUGCGUCGGCUUUCAUGAAUGAAUUUGUUUUCGGCGCCGCGGCUAUUCCCCACAGGUGUCGAAUCCCUGAGUGUGGAGAGGACAGCAAGUCGGUACGAUUUGAUCCAGAUUGGAUACUAGACGCCGUACCGCAGUCGGGCAAUACGUUUGCUAGUUGUCAGCGGUUUCCGUCUCUCGCUAACGGUACCUUGGAUAUUUGUCCAGCAGAUCUCUUUGAUUCUACUAGUAGCGUGAAUUGCGAUGGAUUUGUUUAUGACAGGAGUGACUCUGUGGUAUAUGACUUUGAUUUGGGUUGUCAAGAAUGGAUGAGAGCGUUAGCUGGUACACUGAACAGCGUUGGGACAUUACUUGUAUUGCCCAUCACCGGAUACGUGUCGGACCGAUUUGGAAGACGAGUUGCCCUAAUCAUCAGUGUUUUCAACAUGGCCGUCAUCGGCAUCAUUAGGUCCUUCUCCGUAAACUACCCUAUGUACUUGGCGAUGCAAAUCUUGCAAACUACUUUGGGUGCUGGGAUCUAUAGUACCGCUUAUAUUAUCGGAGCGGAAAUGGUGGGACCAAAGUAUCGUGUACUAGCAAGCGCUACAUCGAGUUCAAUGUUCGCUCUUGGUCAAGUGAUAUUAGGAGGCACAGCUUGGCUGAUCCCGUCGUGGCGUUAUCUCCUCCUUGCACUCAAUAUCCCAUGCUUCCUCAUCAUCUCGUAUUACUGGAUCCUCUCGGAGAGUGUGAGAUGGCUACUGUCUAAAGAAAAAUUUGAUGAGGCAAAAACCAACGACUCAUUAGUGAAAGCGAUACUCAAGUCUCCAAUUCUACUCCGGCGUGUGUGCACCACGCCUAUAUGGUGGAUCACUACGAUCCUGGUGUACUAUGGACUUUCCAUCAACUCCACCGGCCUCUCAGACCAGAGGCACUUGAACUACAUCCUGACUGUAGCCGUUGAGAUCCCCGGCUUCUACAGCGCUGUGCUCAUCUUGGAUAGAAUUGGGAGGAAGUUGACAUUGUGCGGUGGUUUCUUCUUAAGUGCCGCUUGCAAUAUUGCUUUUGCCUUUAUGCCGAAUGAAUUAGCAGUAUUAAGACUGAUCAUCUUCCUGCUUGGCAAGUUCGGCAUCUCAGUUGUGGUGACGUCUCUGUACCUGUUCACGUCGGAGCUGUACCCGACGCAGUACCGGCACAGCCUGCUCGGCUUCUCCUCCAUGAUUGGCAGAAUCGGUUCCAUCACUGCACCACUCACACCUGCACUGGGUAUACCUUCUAUGAUGUUUGGCGCUAUGGGUCUGAUCUCUGGUGUGCUGGUGCUGACGCAGCCGGAGACCCUGGGCACCAAGAUGCCUGACACUCUGGCUGAGGCCGAGGCACUAGGAAGACCAACGUCUAGAGGGCAGACCAGCUAA
Diatraea saccharalis (sugarcane borer) is the source of this 1746-nucleotide messenger RNA. The record is from the annotation of a GenBank genome assembly. NCBI's taxonomy places the organism in Eukaryota, Metazoa, Arthropoda, Insecta, Lepidoptera, Crambidae.